Molecule: messenger RNA, 1092 nt
Organism: Pistacia vera
Lineage: Eukaryota; Viridiplantae; Streptophyta; Magnoliopsida; Sapindales; Anacardiaceae
Product: sm-like protein LSM1B
Exons: 5
Coding region: 331-717 (128 amino acids)
Biological process (GO): deadenylation-dependent decapping of nuclear-transcribed mRNA
Cellular component (GO): P-body; Lsm1-7-Pat1 complex
Molecular function (GO): RNA cap binding
Source: RefSeq, a predicted model, not a curated record
AAAAAAUAAAAAAAAAUACAGAGUUUUGUUUGGCGAUGGCUUUAGUUUUGUGACUUUUGUCAAAAAGGUCUAAACCUAACUCUAUAAUAGCGUGCCAUAAUUAGCUCGCAGAUUUUUCCUCUUUUAUCAUGAAAUGGAGUUGAGGGGUGUGCAGUAAAAUUAGGGUUUUGUUUUGCUCCUAUUUUUGAGUUACCUGUUUAAAGAAGCAUUUAGAUUUGGUAGGUAUUUUUUCUUUUUUUAAAUUUUCUUGGAGGGUUGAUUGAAAGCCAAUGCCAUUGGUAUUAGUUUGGGAGAAAGUUGUAGUAUUAGCAUCACAAAACACUCAAUUCAAUGUCGUGGGCUAGCCCAGAAGAUAUUUCUCUCUCCACUUCUCUCGCCACCUAUCUUGACAAAAAAAUUCUUGUCUUGCUGCGUGAUGGUCGAAAGCUCUUGGGGCUACUCCGUUCCUUUGAUCAAUUUGCUAAUGUUGUUCUUGAAGGUGCUUGUGAGCGAAUUAUUGUUGGAGAUCUUUACUGUGACAUUCCCUUAGGUCUAUAUGUAAUCCGUGGGGAGAAUGUUGUUUUAAUUGGAGAGCUGGAUUUAGAAAAGGAGGAGCUUCCCCCGCAUAUGACUCGUGUAUCAACAGCAGAAAUAAAAAGAGCUCAGAAAGCAGAAAAGGAUGCUACUGUUUUAAAGGGCUCCAUGAGAAAAAGAAUGGAGUUCCUUGAUUUUGAUUAACAGGUCCAGUUGUUUUUGUUACAAGUUCACACCUUGUUUGCAAAUAUUAUUGCAGCGGAGACCCAAAAGAAAAUGGAAGAGGGUGGGAAAAGUCAAACUUAUUAUUGCUUCCUGUCUUGCUGGAGGUUAGUAAAAAGAAGAAAAAAAAAUAGUAACAAUUCUGAAGGCCUAAUUUGCUAAAGUUGGGGAGAAUGUUGGGUUUCCGGACUGUUAGAGCCAUGAUGACAUUUUCCUUAGACCUCCGUAGCAUGUGGGGUAAAUUGAUAUGUGCAGUACACAAAACUGGGUUCUUUAGUUUUAGUUAGGUUUUUGAUUUUUUCUAGUUGUAUCAAAAUUUAUGUUUGAUCUCCCCGGUUAUUCUCUUUUUACUCCCUC